Anopheles stephensi (Asian malaria mosquito) is the source of this 455-nucleotide messenger RNA. RefSeq names its product chymotrypsin-elastase inhibitor ixodidin-like. NCBI's taxonomy places the organism in Eukaryota, Metazoa, Arthropoda, Insecta, Diptera, Culicidae. The record is from RefSeq and is a predicted model, not a curated record. The transcript is spliced from 2 exons. Bases 60 to 350 code for a protein of 96 amino acids.
CUACAUCUAUCAACCGCAAUUGUAACAAGUACCAAAGCCUUCACAAACUCUCAGCCAAGAUGAAACCGGUAACGAUGUUCGCUUGUCUGAUCGUGCUGAUCUUCUCCGUUGAGAACGUGCUGUGCGCUUGCCCUUACGCACAUCCGUACCCGUACCCUUAUCCAUCGUACGAAUGUGGACCGAACGAGGAAUAUCAAGAGUGUGGUACAGCCUGUCCUAAGAACUGUCUGGAACGGGAGGAUAAAGCUUGUACCUUGCAGUGUGUGCAGGGGUGCUUCUGCAAGCCCGGAUUCAUUCGGGAAACGAAGGAUGGCAAAUGCAUUCCGGAGUGUGAGUGUCCCUGCAACUAACGGACAAUAAUAGGGGGCAGUGCAAAUGAACCGGAUCGGGAGUAGCCGGAUCGCUCGUGCAAUGCAAUAAACGGCUUUUUCAAGCGAUAUUCUAAUUUCGAUUAA